AUGGAAAGGCCAGAGGGCGAUCAAAACAGCAAGACCCUGGUAUCCAAGAGCGAUGCUAGCUGCUUCAUCUUCUCAUGGCUUACGGCCAACUUUGAGGAGAGGCCCGACGCACUGCUGCUGCGGCCUAAGGCCUACGAACUGUACCUGGCCCACUGCCAGGCCAUGCGCUACGAACACACCAGCAUCGCCGCCUUCGGCAAGCACUUCAAGGUAAGAGCGUUCCCCAACGUGAGCAUGAAGCGGCUGUCGCGCAACGGCCUCGCCAAGAAGCGCUACUACGCCGGCGUGGCCUACAACCCGCGUCCCGCGCCCACCCCCAAGAGCCACGCUCUCGCCAUCACCUGGGUCGAGGAGAACGCCGAGGACAUUUUCCUGGACGUGCGGGAGAAGAGCCCGACCAACAGGCGGAAGCGGGCGCGCGAACCGGGCGGCGGCGUGAGCAGGGCCGAAUGCAGGGCCGAGGCCCUCCCUGACAAUGGCGCCAUCACCAAUCGCGAAGACGAAGUGGAUGCCAAAGAUGGGGAUAAAGAGGAAGAACAAGAAGAAGGCGACGAUGAAGAGGCGGAGGAGGAAGAGGAGGUGAUCGAGCUGGGCAGGCCGAUGACUAGACACGACCGCGUGGUCGUACGCGUCACCCGUGGGCGGCAAACGGCGACCACCCAGCAGCAGAUGAUGGCGAUCGGUAGGGCCGGCGUCCACCUCGGGCUGAUGGGCAUGCUCGACUUCUACAGCCAAAUGUACAUCAAGGAACUGUGGGGCAUCAACCCCAUCAACCCGGCCACCACGGACAUCAAGCUGCUGAGCGUGGGCGCGCGAUCGGAGCAAAGCUCCACGCUGGCGCUCAACAGCUGCCUGCUCAUGAGCAGUGCGAGCUUCCUGGCCGGCCACUGGACGCUUGCCAAGCACUACUUCCACAGGGCGCGCCAGCAUCUGGGGAACCUGUUCGACGCGCCGGACUACGACAUCGCGUGCGUGCUGCUGCCCCUCUCCUGGUGGACCCGCCUGUACUCUGACAAUUUCGCCGAGGGGCUGAGCAAGCAGGCCUACUACGUGGCGCUGGGCAAGCAGAUCUGCGAGAGCGUAGACGCGCGCAACGACGAAACCUACCGCAACUUCGCCUGCAUGCAGGCCACGCUCGCGAAGAAGGACCCCUCGAGUCUCAUCCACGAGUCCAAGCAGCAGAAGCCCUACCGCAGGAGCUGGCGGCCCGACAAGGCGACCAGCAUCGAGGUCCGCUACAUGAUCUCGCAGCUCUACGGCGUCGUCUACCCCAUCUGCGCCUUCUACCAAGAAAAGGGCUGGGACCACCCGGGGUGGGCCGAGCGCAAGGAGCUCCUCAAGCAGAACCUGGGCAUCGCCAACCAGCUCGAGGAGACCCUCAGCGAACAGAUCAAGGCUGACCAGUCGUGCACCCUCGGCGACGUCAUCCGCCGGCUGCGCAACCUCAAGGAGCUCUCGCUCCCGUCCAACAAGCUCACCCGCCUGCCCCGCGAGCUGCUCGACCUCGUCGACUCGCUCAAGGUGCUCGACGUCGAGGACAACCGCUUCUCCGAGCGCGACCUCACCACCACCGAGAUCCUCACCUCCUUCACCAAGGCCAGGAGUCAGCCCAGCACACCGCAGGAGGAGCGACGGAAGGCCGGACGCCCGGCCUCGGCCUAUGCGCCUCGCGAUCCCGGUUUCUUCGUGGAGGGCUACUCCAACCACCUGUACCGCCUCAAGGGCAAGGACAGGAUCGUCAUGCAGGCGGUGGAGGUCAAUAUUUCCUCUCUGAAUGAGGGCGACAGCUUCCUGCUCGACAUUGGCCGCAAGCUGUUCGUGUGGAUUGGCAGCCAGUCCAACCCCCGAGAGCGGGCCAAGGCCAAGUACAUCGCGAACCUGCUGUCCGCCGAGGAGCUCGCCGGCAUUCCCGUCAUCGUCAUCAACGGUACUCAUACCCCUUAG
Acanthamoeba castellanii str. Neff is the source of this 1944-nucleotide messenger RNA. RefSeq names its product leucine rich repeat domain containing protein. The coding region runs from base 1 to 1944 and encodes 647 amino acids. The transcript has 16 exons. Gene Ontology annotation, biological process: regulation of DNA-templated transcription. Gene Ontology annotation, molecular function: actin filament binding; DNA binding. The record is from RefSeq and is a predicted model, not a curated record. Lineage: Eukaryota; Discosea; Longamoebia; Acanthamoebidae.